AGAGUACUAGUUAGAGUAGGGGAGCAUUUAAUCACAACUCCAAAAAACUUACUUAAUUUGUCUAUAACCCCAUUUUCUUUCUCAUUGGCAGCAAAAAAGGAGUUCUUUAUAAGUUUCUUUUUUUUUUCUUUUUUUUUUUAAACUCACACAGUCUCUGUACCAACUGCAAUCUUUACCAUUUUCUUUCCUAAGUUUUUACCAAAACAAGAUGUAUGCACCAAAUAUAAGAUGAGUGUUUUGCUUUUCAAUUGUUAUUUUUGUUUGUGGUGACUUUCCUUUUUUGUGGGUGAAAACCUUUUUUUUUGAAGAUAGAAGGAAAAAAAAGGACAAAGAGAACCAAGAGAGAGGGGCAACAAUUAAUUAAGAGAGACAGUAAUGUGUAUGAUCAACAAAGGGAAACAAACACACAGCAUAAUAGAGUUUUUUGUGGUCUGAAACUAAAGACCUCUCACACAUCAACAUUUUUUUUCAGAAGAUCCUUCAUGUCUUUCUCUCUUCUUCCCGGCCCUUUCUUGAUUUAUUUAUUCUGGGCUGCCUCUAUUAUUGUUGUUCAUCUUCAUUAGCAUUUCACAUUUCUCCAUCUUCCCCCUUCUUUAAUUGUUUAAAGAAAAUAUUUCUAAAAACUUCUUCCAUCACUCUCCAUCCUCAGAAAUCAAUUUCGACGCCACUUUCUAGUUUGCUUCAUUCAGAUGCUUAAUUUGUCUGAGAUAUACUAAUUUUCAUCUACUUUAAUUAAGUUCAAGACCACUGCCACUUUCUGCUGCUGCUCAGGGGAGAAUCUAAUCAUGUUUGUCUUGAAGAUUGAUGAGGAAUCAAAGGAGCUCUCUAUUUUUUCCAAUUUUAUAGCUGAUGAGUGCUCUUCUUGAUUAGGGUUUCCGUUGUGAUUCUUUGGAUUGUUUGUUUUAGGUGAAAAGAAUACUAGGGUUUUUUAGUAACUGUUUGCAAUUUUGUCAAUAUCUUGUUGCCUAAUACCUCUUCUUAGUCACAAUCUCUAAUUUGAUGAUGGUUUUCAGCUUUCAGGAACUCCUGUGGUUUUGAUCUGCAACCUAUCAUAUUCUUUUCUCUUUUUGGAAAAAAAAAAAAGAAGAGAAAUGGUGAGAGGAAAGAUUCAAAUGAGGCGAAUUGAGAAUGCAACAAGCAGACAAGUGACAUUCUCAAAGCGAAGAAGUGGGCUGUUGAAGAAGGCUUACGAGCUCUCAGUUCUGUGUGAUGCUGAGGUGGCUUUAAUUAUUUUCUCCCAGAAAGGAAAGCUCUACGAAUUUGCAAGCUCCAACAUACAGAAUAUAAUUGAGAAAUAUCGUGAAUGUGUCAAAGAAGAGGAGAGAGACAAUCCCGAUGUUGAGAGACAACUUCAGAAGAUGCGGCUUGAAGCUAUAAACAUGGCAAAGAAGAUAGAGUUGCUGGAACUUUCUCAAAGAAAAUUAUUGGGACAAAAUAUUGGAUCAUGUUCGUUAGAGGAACUUCAACAGCUUGAUAAUCAGCUGGAGAGAAGCCUUAAAAGCAUCAGAACAAAGAAGGCGGAGCUAUAUAAGCAAGAAAUAGAACGGUUAAAAGCAAAGGUACAAGAUCGUGAUGGAGAUGGAAACUCGAUCGCACAAUUUGCUGCUGCUUUUCAACGUUGUUUUCAUUAGUGCAUGAGCUAUACGGAUGAAUCACUUAAUUUUGACUCCAUUUCUGUUAUGUAAAUCAUUUCAGGAGAUGCUUCUGUUGGAAGAAAAUGCUAGGUUAGCUGGAAAGGUAAACACAUAUAUAUAUAUGUAUCCUCCCUUUGUUUAUUUUGUUUUCCCCUCUUUCCAGUCGUCUGAAUAAAUCGACAAACUUGGUGAAAAAGUAUAUAUAUACUAGUAGUUCUAAGUUGGUAAAUCAAUCAAGAUUUACAUAAAAAGCACGUAACAUGUUGGGUAUGCAGUCUGCCCAAAUAUCGCAGAGGAAAGAAAAUGAAAGGUGCAGCCGGAGUGAUACUACAACUCCAAGCUCAGAGGUGGAAACUGAACUAUUUAUCGGGCUUCCGGAGAUGCGAUGCUCCUUCAGCGCCGCGGAUUAAUCAUCGCUACAUCCGGCAUUGAUCAUAUCAUCAUCCUCAUCUUCAUCAAUUCCGUGAGAGAGAAAUGUUACAACAAUUAGUAUAAAGCCCAACCCUUAUAUAUAUAUCUAUUGUAUUUUUGUUGUCAUCAAUAAUAAUUGGUGAACGUACUUCAUUGUAGAAUCAAAUUUCUUACACCACUGUAUCCAUGUCCUUUAGUUAAUUUGAGCUUUACAUGUCAAAAUAGCAAAGCAGAAUGUAUAGCAUAGAAACAUCAUAUAGUACUACUGUACUGUUGUAGUAUUGAAAUAUAUCAGCCAAUUUAGGCCAAUAAAUUAAUUGGAAAUUUGCUUCCGUUUCCAAAAGUAGUUUGAUGAUGCU
Messenger RNA from Oldenlandia corymbosa var. corymbosa, 2404 nucleotides. The record is from the annotation of a GenBank genome assembly. NCBI's taxonomy places the organism in Eukaryota, Viridiplantae, Streptophyta, Magnoliopsida, Gentianales, Rubiaceae.